This is a messenger RNA of Trichobilharzia szidati, 1003 nucleotides long. The record is from the annotation of a GenBank genome assembly. Lineage: Eukaryota; Metazoa; Platyhelminthes; Trematoda; Strigeidida; Schistosomatidae.
GGGAAUUUAAGAGUAUUCUGUUCGGCGGGGAUUUUGACGUAUACAGGCGUGUGUACGAGGAUGGCUUUAAGGACACAGUUUGAAGGUCAUAAUGACAUCGGAGUUUUCUCGAAGCUUACAAAUAAUUACUGUUUGGUUGCCGUUGGAGGUUCUGAGAAUUUCUACAGUGUUUUUGAAGCUGAGCUUGCUGAUAACAUUCCUGUUGUCCAUACAACAAUUGCUGGCAUACGGACCGUUGGAAGACUAACUAUUGGUAACACUCAUGGCCUGCUCGUACCGCACACGACGACCGAUCAAGAGUUGUUUCACUUAACAAACUCAUUACCGGAUAAAGUGAAAGUAAUGCGCAUAGAAGAACGCUUAUCAGCACUUGGGAACACAAUGGCUUGCAAUGAUUACGUAGCUCUAGUCCAUCCUGAUCUGGAUAAGGAGACAGCAGAAUUAGUCAGCGACGUGUUGAAUGUUGAAGUAUUCCGUGGGGUUAUCGCGAACCAAUCUCUUGUUGGAACGUAUUGUGUAUUAACAAAUCAAGGUGGUUUGGUUCAUCCAAGAGUUACGGUCGACGAAUUAGAUCAGUUGAGUAGCCUUCUCCAACUUCCUUUAACGGCUGGUACCGUUAAUCGAGGGAGCCCUAUUAUUGCAGCUGGACUUGUGGUCAAUGAUUGGACGGCAUUUUGCGGCCUAGAAACGACGAGCACAGAAAUUCAGGUGAUUGAAUCAAUAUUUAAGUUGGAUGGUGAUAUGAACAUUCCCGCAAUGGAUUCAAUGCAUGACGCUUUAGUUGAAAGCCUCAGCUGAUUCAUCCUUUCGGAUUUCAGAAGGACGUUGGUUCAUCAGAGUCAUAUUCUUGCAUACCUACCCACUAUUGUGUAUUUAUUUUCAAAUUAAAGACACGGCAUUUUGUUCCUCAAUGUGCAGAUGACUUGUACAACUAACUUUUACUCAUUGCUCUAAUAUAUAAAAAAUUCAAAGUUGGAUUUUUUUCUUUUUUCCACAAUCCUGG